UCUACGCUAGCUCGGAACCCUAGGAAGACGGACAAGGCAACCUAUGCCCACCUUCUCCAAGAGGCUCUAAGAGAGAUGGAGGCCGAAACACCAAACAACAAUACUGCUUUGAAAAAGUACACGAAUACUAUCCAAAGCACAAUAAACAAUGCCUAUAAGAAAUUCUGUCCUCUGAGGCUGAUCCAACACGAUCAGACGACUACCGCAUGGUGGUGUCACGAGUUAAAUCACCUCAGGAAGAUGGCUAGGAAAUCUUUUAAUGAGGCAAGAAUUACAAAACUCAAAGAGGACUGGGAUACUUACAAAAAAAUCGUCAGACAAAAACAGAGAGAUGCGUGGAGAUCCUACUCCAAAGAAACCGAAGAUUUCCCGAGGCUUCAAAAAGAUCUCUCAAAAGAUUCACACCGAAGCAACCAAGGUUAA
Psylliodes chrysocephalus is the source of this 423-nucleotide messenger RNA. The record is from the annotation of a GenBank genome assembly. Lineage: Eukaryota; Metazoa; Arthropoda; Insecta; Coleoptera; Chrysomelidae.